AUGCUCCAGGUGCAGCUCAACGCCUGGCUCAUCCUGUGCACGUGUGCUGGAUUCCCGAGGCCGACAGAUGAGCAUCUUUACAGCCGGGACGGUGCCGGGGCGAGCGUGCAUCAUCGCCGGCCGGAGGACGCCGCCGUGCUCUUAGAGAUGCUCUGGGCAGGGCUGGAGAUUGAGGCUAACAGGACGAGGCCAGCAGUCCAGCUACGGGAUGAAGAGCUGGCCUCCCUGCGCCCAGCACGGCGGUUCCUCCAGGUGUUUGAGAAUGAAGUUCCCAAAACACCGGCAGAGAUUGAGCAGCAGCUGCACUAUUAUUCACUGACUGAUACGCCUUUGCCCAUUGUGGAGUUUGACCGUCUCCUUUUCACCAGUGUUUACUGCGCCUAUCAGAUUCGUUCCAUUCAGGGUCUGGAUAAAAAUCUCUGGAUCAGCCUUUUUUCACAGCUGGUUGAUGAAAUCUUUCGUGAUCUCUGCAAGGGAGUUUGCCCAGCAAAUUCCACUCUCCUCCUGGCUUCCUGGCCUUGGAAGGAGAAGCCACCACAUUUAGCAUUGCUAAAGCAGUUCUACCCUUCCAACCUGGCAAGGACCAAGAGAGACACUUAGUAAGAGGAACUGCCCUCACAAAGGACACGUGAGUUCAGCUGCAUGCUCUGCUGUUCUCAGUGCUGGCAGUCAUUGCA
Nothoprocta perdicaria is the source of this 677-nucleotide messenger RNA. It is a transcript of the gene FAM180B, whose product is annotated as family with sequence similarity 180 member B. Lineage: Eukaryota; Metazoa; Chordata; Aves; Tinamiformes; Tinamidae. The transcript is spliced from 3 exons. Bases 1 to 600 code for a protein of 199 amino acids. The record is from RefSeq and is a predicted model, not a curated record.